Scomber scombrus (Atlantic mackerel) is the source of this 4588-nucleotide messenger RNA. RefSeq names its product structural maintenance of chromosomes 6 (gene smc6). Gene Ontology annotation, molecular function: single-stranded DNA binding; damaged DNA binding. The record is from RefSeq and is a predicted model, not a curated record. Bases 148 to 3411 code for a protein of 1087 amino acids. Gene Ontology annotation, cellular component: site of double-strand break; Smc5-Smc6 complex; nucleus. Gene Ontology annotation, biological process: double-strand break repair via homologous recombination. The transcript has 27 exons. Lineage: Eukaryota; Metazoa; Chordata; Actinopteri; Scombriformes; Scombridae.
GUAAAGUCACAUCAUAAACUGUCAGAGCUGCAGUUCACUUCACAACACUCCGACCAGGAAGUCUAAAAAAAACGGUGCUGCCUAUUUGACCAUGCUAUUUUUGCAGGCUGCACACGCAGGCAAUCGCACAAUGUGACUUGUUUCACAAUGAGUAAGAGGAAAGGCAAAGUGAUCAGUGACGCAACAACUGUCAAGAGCCGCAGAGCGACAGCUGUGGGUCUGGAAGAUGCACCAGAUAAUAGAAACCAUCAGGGACCAUCUUCCAACAAACUCUGUCUGUCUGCCACGGGAGACAUUGGCCUCAUUGAAAGCAUCACUCUCAAGAAUUUCAUGUGUCACUAUUUGCUCGGUCCGUUCCAGUUUGGGCCCAAUGUGAACUUCAUCGUUGGCAACAAUGGAAGUGGAAAAAGUGCCAUCCUGACUGCUUUGAUUGUGGGCCUCGGUGGAAAGGCCACUAUCACAAACAGAGGAGUGUCACUGAAAGAUUUUGUAAAGUCCGGUGAAAAUACUGCAGAUAUAACAGUGAAGCUGAGGAACAGAGGAGCAGAUGCUUAUAAAAGAGAAAUCUUCGGUGACUGCAUCUCCAUUGAGCAUCGGAUCUCAGUUGAUGGAUGUCGGACCUGCAAGCUGAAGAGCAAAUCAGGACAAAUCAUCUCAAACAAGAAGGAGGACCUGACGGCCAUUUUGGACCACUUCAAUAUCCAGCUGGAUAACCCGGUGUCCAUUCUCAACCAAGAAAUGAGUAAACAGUUCCUGCAUUCAAAAAGCGAGACGGACAAGUAUAAGUUCUUCAUGAAAGCAACUCUGUUGGAACAGAUGAAGAGGGAUUACAUCCACAUCAAACACACUAAAACAGUCACACGACAGCAGGUUGAGAGACAAGAGGAGUGUCUGAAGGACCUGAAGCAUGAGUUUCUGCAGAGGAAAGAACGAUAUGAAAAUUUGUCAUCCAUCAGUGAGAUGAAGGAGGUUUUGGAGAAUCUGAAGAAAGCAAUGGCAUGGUGUUUGGUCAGAGAGAAGGAGCAAUUUGUACAGCAGUUGAAGGAGGACAUUGAAAAGGAAGAGACUAAUUACAAACAUCAAUACAACUUUCAGCUCUGUCAGACUAAGUUCUUACAAGUAGAGAAAACACUUCAGCGCAUCAGAAGCACCAUAAACAGUCUAAGAGAGGAACAAGAAUCACUGUUUGGAGACAAUGUCAAGUUGAAAGAGCAAGUGAAGGUGAUCAGGAAAGCUCACAAGGAACAGGAGCUCGUUUACUUUCGGGCUCUGAACAAACUCAAACAGUCAGAGCAGGAGCAAAAUCUUUUCCGGGAGAAAGUUAACAAGGCAAAAACAAGUGGGAGCCUGAACAGCGAGGGAGAGACGCAAUAUAUGAAACAGCAGAGGACCUUAACCCAUCUCAAAGAGCAGCUUGCAGAGCUUGACAAUAAGUGCUCGCAGCUGAAUCUUGAGAUCAAGAACAACCAUGAUGCUCUUUUUAAAGGAAGGGAGGAACGCGACAAGUUGAGACUGGAAGAAAAGACUGUCCAGGCUUCCUACGAGUCCAAACUGAAGAGGAAGAAUCAGCUCCUCGCCAGUAGAUCAAACAAACUGAAAAGAUUCGGAGAUCUUUUGCCUGACCUGGUGGGCGCUAUCGCUGAGGCUUACGCCACAGGACGCUUUGUGAGGAGACCUGUUGGUCCAAUAGGGGCAUGCAUCAAUUUGAAGGAUCCCACAUUAGCUGUAGCUGUGGAGUGCUGUCUGCGGAGCUUCAUGAAGGCUUUCUGCUGUGACAACUACAAGGACGAGGCGGUCCUUCAGGAGCUCAUGUCUCGUUAUUAUCCGAGGGGCAACAGGCCGCAGAUCAUCGUCAGUCCUUUCUCCGAAAAAGUUUACAACAUUCAUGGAAGGAAGGCAUGUCAUCCAGAAUAUCCAGCUCUGCUCGACAUAAUCAGCGCAACCAGCCCAGUCAUCAUCAACUGCCUCAUUGAUAUGAGAGGGAUAGAGUCGAUUCUGAUCAUUAAAGAGAAAGAAAAAGCGAGGAAGGUCAUGCAGCAUGGCUGGCCGCCCAAAAACUGCCGUGAGGCUUUCACUGCUGAGGGAGAUCACGUGUACCCAAACCGUUACUACACCUCUGACUUCAACAUAGCAAAAUUUCUUGGUGGGGAUCUCGAGACUGAAAUAAGCAUGUUGGAGUCAGACCUGGAGAAUCACCGGGCUCAGCUGUCCAGGUUUCAGCUCCAGGUGACCUCUGUGACUGAGGACAUCCUGAGCAUGGAGAACGGGCUGAACAGCACCAUCAUGACCCUGAAGGCAACACUGGCAGCUAUGAAUAAAGUUAAAGCAGCAAUAACUGAGCUGGAGAUUUUCGGAGACGAGCAAAUUGAUGACAUCAGCUCCUUGGAAGAAGUUGCUGCAGAGAACCAACAGAAAAUCGAGGCAGAAAAGCAAUCUGUUCAUGAGGCGAAGACAGAAUUUGACAAGCAUCGAAAAAUGUCAGAAGACACAGACUCCAAAUAUUCGUCUGUUAGAGAAAGGAUUGGUCAGCUCUCUGAGGACAUGGAGCCGUUGAAGGACGAGCAGCUGAGGCUGGAGGCAGAGUGUGAAAGACAUGAACGAACCCUUAAGAUCUUCGAACACAAUCUGAGGAUUCAUGAAGGAAACAUCCAAGCUAUGAAAAAUGAACUUUCCCAAAAAGAAGAAGAGUUACAGGAAUAUGUGGCCAAAGCCACUAAGAUCAGCCCCGAACGGCAGCAGGUGACCAGCAGCACCAAGAGGAUCGACGCAGAAAUCUCUCGGCUGAAGAAGAGGCUCAAAGUGUUCGAGAGCUGCUACGGUGAGCAGGAGCAGGUGGUCAGGGAGUACGCAGAGGCCCUGGCUCUCUACAGAGAGAAGACCAACCAAGUGAGAGAUCUGCGGAAAUUCAUCGAUCGGCUCGAUAACAUCAUGUCAGACAGGCAGAACAGAUACAAAAUAAUGCGUAGGUCUCUCUCUGUCAGAUGCAAGCUGUACUUCAAUAACUUCCUGAUAAAGAUGAACUGCUGCGGCUCAAUGAUUUUUGAUCACAACAAUGAAACACUCACAAUCUCAGUAAAUCCUCCUGGCAGGGAGAAUGAUGACGUGAGUGACAUGAGGUCCCUCUCUGGUGGCGAGCGCUCCUUUUCCACUGUUUGCUUCAUGCUCUCCCUGUGGGAGAUCACCGAGUCACCCUUCAGAUGCCUCGAUGAGUUCGACGUCUACAUGGACAUGCACAGUCGGAGAAUCUCUCUGGAUCUUCUCCUGGAGCUGUCAGAGCGGCAGCACCUUCGACAGUUUGUCUUCAUCACGCCCCUGACCACAAGUCAUCUUCCCAAAACCAGUCUUAUCAAAAUCCAUCAGCUUCAGAAUCCAGAAAGAAUCCGGAGUCACACAGGAGAUGAAGAUGUUUAAAGUGAUCUCCAGUGAAAGAAACCUAAAGAGGUGAUGUUUAUGUGCACGGUUACUGUAUAUUUUAAUAUUACUGUAUGUGUGUGGGAAUUAAUGCUUGUUAAUUUCAGUUUGUUGGCAGCUGAUAAGUUUGUGACAGUAUUAUGAGUCAGAAAUAAUGAUUGUGUAAUGAUAUUGAUAUGUUGCUAUCAUACAGGUUUUUUUUUUUUACUUUUUUCACUCUUAAUGGUUUGUUAGUCACCAGCAACACCAAUGUCUCUUAAUAGCAGUGUUAUCAGCUGAAACUUAUUUGGUCUGUUCGGGUGUUUUUAUUCCAAAUUUAAUUUGAGAAUAAACCCCUGGUCCUGGCCAGUUUUGAGCUGAUUUAGCCACUAAAUUUCACUGAUUUCCCUCAUUAUCAGUCUCUGCUGGCAGUGUGUCCUAUAAGUGGGAGGUCACAGGUUUGAUUCCUGCUACAGAAAAAGCACCCUUCAUAAAGCAAACCAAUCUCUUCAAGGUGAUAAAACUAAUUUUAAAGUUAUCAGUUGAAUGAACUAAUGAUGGUGAACAGUGUAGAUGUUAAAAACAACAAAGAAGAUAGAUGUUUGUAUGUCAAAAGUCACACAAUGUACAACUUUAAGAUAUAUGGCCAACGUCUGGUGUGUCAUUAUAACUUUUAUGUGUUUUAAAAAAUAUAUUGUACAUAUGAUUCACAGGUGUUCUCUUUUUUUUUUUUUUUUUUUGUUAAUUUUAUAGCUGUAAUGUACAAAAUGAGUUCUGUUUUGAUGCUUGCAGUUGAUAAUAUGGUUAAUGAUUCAUACAUUACGCAUUAAUACUUACAGGGCCAAUUUACCGGACAGGGAUUAAGACUUCUUUCUCAAUGGAUAUUUUUCCACAGAAUCUUGUCUUUAAUCCCUGUCUGAGAAACUGAACCAUAUUGUGUUACUGUUUUUCAACUGUGUGUUUACCUCGUGAGUCUGACACCACAGAGGAAGACUUUGACUCUGUGAGACCAGAGUCUUCUCAGUCUGAUAGUGUUCAUAUUUUAAUUGGUGAGCAACUGAUUAUAUUUAAUUAUAUUUGACCUCUGUGGGAUAAAUGUGUACAACAGUGCUCUGCAGUUCUCAUCCAGUAGCCAUGAACUGUUAUGAAUGUAAAUAAUUGUUACCAUUGUUGCCAUAAACUGUGUGGUGUUUUCAUG